CUGACUCAUCUGAUUUAUUUCUAAGUUAUCAGCAUCUUUUGCAUACCCACCCAAACAAGAAAUGCAUAAGGUUACGUGCCUUGACUUCUAAUAACAGGUGGUCGUCAAAGUACAGGGUUGGACAUCAUAGGAUUUCUACUACUCGGGUUGCUGCAACAGUCAUGGAAUAUUAUCAGUGUGGAAUUGUAUUGCGAUAUGUAUUUUUUCUAGCUCUGACUUUCAUGACUAAACAUUGCGUCCACGCAGAGAGUGGUUAUAGAUUAGUAAAUAUCGCCAGCCCCAGAACUAACCCCGCAGCCUGUGGAAGGUCGACGGCGUCCUGGGUAUGUGAUCCAGGGAGAGUUAUCAGCGAGGAGGAAGCUGUGCGACUGAACCAUCUGAUUGACGACGUUCGUAAGCAGACCCCAUGUGUGUGCCUGGACAAAAGUCGCUGUGACGCGAGCGCCCCUGGGAUAGUAGUGGGUGUGUUACUAGUGCCAAAAGUGAGCCCACCAGAUGGAUCCAGCGUGGGACAGGAGAUGAACAGAUGGGCGAAGGAACUUGCAACUAGUCGCUGGAGUUUUGGAGCCUGUAGUGACGAUAUAGUCAUUGUAUUCUCACGAGACGAUAGCAGACAACUUGCGGUUUAUGCAAACGGCCGGGUGGCGAGCAGGGUCGGUGGCCAACCUUGUCUUAUAAGCAUUCUUCAGGGCGUUCAACCAUAUAUGUCCGCAGCAAAAUAUGCGGAGGGAAUGAAUUAUGCCGUGUCCAGUUUUAAGAAAGUCAUACUCGAAGGUGUCUGUCCAAAUCCGGCCAAUUCUCCGGGGCAUAAGUACCCCCCUGCUGGGUCCGGUGACAGUGGUAGUAGCAGCAGCAGUAGCAGCAGCAGUAGCAGUAGCAGUAGUAGUUCCAAUGGGGGUACCAGUAACAGCAGUGGUAGCGGUAGCCAAGGGAAAAGCACAAACAUGGGGCACAGCGCCGGAAAUGUCAGGGCAGGAUCUUUGCUGUUCUCUCUUCUAAGCAUAACAUUAAUGCUGGUAUCGUAACAUUGACUGACAAACAUCCUCUUACUUUUAAGAAUAUGUAUUAACUGUGGAUGGACCAGUCUAAUUUCUGUAGAAUUCUACGUUUCUGACCAAUCCUCAUACCCGGUGAAUCUA
Lingula anatina is the source of this 1139-nucleotide messenger RNA. RefSeq lists its product as uncharacterized. NCBI's taxonomy places the organism in Eukaryota, Metazoa, Brachiopoda, Lingulata, Lingulida, Lingulidae. The record is from RefSeq and is a predicted model, not a curated record. Gene Ontology annotation, cellular component: membrane; acetylcholine-gated channel complex.